This is a messenger RNA of Colletotrichum navitas, 654 nucleotides long. RefSeq lists its product as uncharacterized. Bases 1 to 654 code for a protein of 217 amino acids. The transcript has 6 exons. The record is from RefSeq and is a predicted model, not a curated record. NCBI's taxonomy places the organism in Eukaryota, Fungi, Ascomycota, Sordariomycetes, Glomerellales, Glomerellaceae.
AUGGAAGAGCUCACUCAGAAUGAUAUUGACCACUUUUUGGGCUUGCAUCAUAACGCAAGGCGCCCAGGCUCCAUCCCGACAGUCUAUCAGGCCACCCAGUUAGGCCUCGGUAGCGAUCAAGAGCAUGUCUUAAGUGAGGAUAAGCUGUUCGAGCACUUCUUCCACUGCGACCUUCGUACUUGGAACUUCAGAGUCCCUCCCCACCUCACGGCCGAUACUGCACUGCAGUCCGUACAUAAUUCUGGGAGCACGGCGAAGUUUGUGUGCGGAAAGCCAAGCAAUUCGCUGCUUUUGGCUAGCGACGGCAUGACUGUCCGCCAGGUAGAGUCCGUGGUACUUCGCCGUCGUCACCGUUAUAUGCUCCAAUCGCCAGAAAAGAUACGAAACCGAAUCGCGCUAUAUAACGAAGAAGUACAAGAUGCCAAGAAAGGAGAGAUGCAGAACUUCAAUGAGAAGGCAGCAUGUCAAAAAGACUACAACCUGUACCAUCAGUCUCACAACACGUAUAGUUUGGUCGGUAACGAUGAGAAACUCACCAAAGUUGUCCGAUACGUACAAAUAUCUCCACUUUACCCUAGCGCCCUCAUUGAUUUCCUAGAACUCGACUUCUUAUAUGCAUUACCAGUCAGGUACGCCGGCAACAUGUUGGAGUAG